CCCCACAGAUCACACCCACCAGAUCUACCUCCACUUCCUGUAAACAAAGCUCGUCUCUUUAAGUCGUUGCUGCUGCUGUUUCUGUUCGGGAAAAUGGCUCAAGCUGGACUCUUCCUCGACCAAGACCAAUUUAACUGUUCGAUAUGUCUGGAUGUGCUGAGGGAUCCUGUGACCAUCCCGUGCGGACACAGCUACUGUUUGGUCUGUAUUAAAGGCUACUGGGACCAGGACGACUAUAUGGGUGUUUACGGUUGUCCGCAGUGCCGCCAGAGCUUCAACCCGAGGCCUCUACUCGGCAGAAACACCAUGCUAGCCGAGGUGGUGGACAAGUUCAAGAAGACUGGACUCCAAGCUGCUCCCCCGCCACAGUGCCACGCAGGACCGGGGGACGUGGAAUGUGACGUGUGCACCGGGAGGAAGAACCGAGCCGUCAAGUCCUGUCUGGUGUGUCUGGCCUCCUACUGCGACACACACCUCCUGCCUCACUACGAAUCAGCUGCUUUUAAGAAACACAAGCUGGUCCAGGCCUCCAAGAAACUACAGGAGACGAUCUGUCCCCACCACGACAAGCUGCUUGAGGUGUAUUGUCGGACCGACCAGCAGUGUAUAUGCUACCUGUGCAUGACGGCGGAGCAUAAGGGUCAUGACACAGUCCUGGCGGAGACUGAGAUCCAGCAAAAACAGAGCCAGCUGGGGGAGCUGAAGAGGGGGUUUCAGCAGAGGAUCCAGGAGAGGGAGAAGGACGUGCAGGAACUGAGACAGGCCAUCAGCGCUCUCACUCGCUCAGCGCGGUCGGCCGUGGAGGACAGUGAGAGGGUGUUUACAGAGCUGAUCCGCUCCAUGGAGCUGAAGAGGUUCGAGGUGAGGGAGCUGAUCAGAGCCCAGGAGAAGACUGCUGUCAGCCAAGCCGAAGGACUGCUGGCCAAACUGGAGCAGGAGAUGUCUGAGCUGAGGAGGAGAGACGCUGAGCUGGAGCAGCUGUCACACACUGAGGACCACAUCUUCUUCCUCCAGAGCUGUCAGUCUCUGAACUCCUCUCCUGUGAUUGGAGGCCUGCCAUCCGUGACCUUCGACCCCAACUUCACCUUUAACAUGGUGAUGUCAUCAGUAGCUGACUUCAGAGGGCUCCUGGAGGAGGUGUGUCAGGGGAGCUUCAUCAGCAUCUACGAGAAAGUGAGAGAGGUGUCUAUAGUAGAGUCUCCAGAACCCCCCAGCUGCUUCCAGACUGAUCCAACACAACCAACAGCAUUGGUGGCUCCUCCCCCAGCUACGGCUGCAGUAGAGCAGAGCUCGAGCGGGGGGGGUCUCAACCCCUUCCUCAGCCCCGGAGCUGCAGUCCCCACAUUCGGGGGCUUCGCGUUCUCACCCUUCGGUUCUCCGAGAGUUAUGCUGAGUAACUCUUCUGUCGUCUCAGGAUCCAAGCUCUCCUCCAACGGCUCCAGACAGAGGAUGAUGCAGCGCAAGUCACACCCACGCAGGAAGCUGUAACUCAGGCAGAGAGAAGGGAUCUGCAGAGGAGAGUGAGAGGGGAGACCAAAGCAGAGGGUGUGACUGUGUUGACUGGAAGACCGAUGGGAGAGGACCAGACCUCUCUCUGUCAGACAUAAUGUAUUCACCUGAUCAAUCAGUGCCUGUUACUUUCAACACAUACAGUGAUACAGUAUUACCUUUUUAAAGACAUAAUUUACACACAAACAUUCAGAGAUCUGUAAUCAUAAUAAAUCAGUCUGUAAUGAAUGCUUUUAACAGUGACAGGAUGAAAUACAAACACAUUUGCUUUUAAA
Messenger RNA from Coregonus clupeaformis (lake whitefish), 1784 nucleotides. RefSeq names its product E3 ubiquitin-protein ligase TRIM47. Gene Ontology annotation, molecular function: zinc ion binding. The record is from RefSeq and is a predicted model, not a curated record. The transcript has 7 exons. The coding region runs from base 94 to 1488 and encodes 464 amino acids. NCBI's taxonomy places the organism in Eukaryota, Metazoa, Chordata, Actinopteri, Salmoniformes, Salmonidae.